AUGAGGUGUUCUCAUUGGCCUCACAUCCUCUUACUACUUUGUUUCGCAACGGGCUAUGUGUUGUCUGGCGGCUGUCUACUUGGGUGCAAGUGUUCCGACGAAGACGAUGCGGCCAUAUGUUGUCUGCAUCCCGUGCUCAAUACAGAUGUCAGCAACCAGACCAUUCCUCCCCCCACUCCUGCUCAGUCGAAUGUUUGCCCGGCGGCGGCGGCGGUGGUGAAUGAUAACCAUGUAUCCGAAUGGCGACACUGGCUCCACAAUGCGUCAUGUUUGCCAUCUUGGCGGCAGCUUCAAGUUCGCCUCACUCCACACUCUUGGCCCACUAUCCUCCCACCGUCGUCUAGUUCGAACGCAUCGUGCACCGCCCGGCUGGAACGUCUCAUCCUCCUGGGCACUUUUAUGAACGAUGGAUUGUACUAUCUCCGCGCUGCGACGUUGCGGAGCUUGUUCUUUCAUACCCCGGGUCCAUUGAGCCUUCGGAGUUUGACCGUGCAACAGACGCAGCUGCGCGAAAUCGAGGCCGGAUUUAUGGACCAAUUGAAUGCACCCAAUGUGAUGGACUUGGAGAUUCACCGGAAUCCUCAGCUGACCAGUGACGGCCUUGGUGUCGGUUGGCUUGCGAGUCUACCGCAUCUACGUCUACUGGAUUUGAGUCGCAACCGUUUGACGUCGAUCAAUUUAGCCAGAUGGGGAUUUUCACUCGCUAAGCCAAGUUCCUUGCUCACUCUCGAUCUGUCUGGCAAUCAAAUCGCACAUUUGAAGCCCGAUUCUUUUAUCCGAGUAUCCAACAUCAUGAAAUUAGAUCUUUCCGACAAUCUUCUCACUUCACUUCCUCUCUCAGUGUUCGCUGGCUUGAGAAAUUUGCGAAUUCUAAAUUUGCGGGCCAAUCGGCUUACCUUAAGCGGCCUUGAACUUCCUCCAACGGAUUUGCUGGCUACCCUACCAAAUUUGAGACAUCUUCAGUUGUCUGCGAAUCCGUUGCUCUCCGUCAAUGCUUCCAGCUCCAGGUGGUGGCUGAACAAUGAGUGUCCCAGAUAUCUCACCGUGGUUAAUUUCGCCAAAAUUACUUACAACCAUGCAGUCCCUCCCGACCUCCAUCUGAUGCUCCCUCCCAUUGCAUGGGACAGAUGUGCUUCCCUAACCCAAUUAAUCCUCUCGGAUAUUCACAACUUACCCUGUCUCUCGCAACACUGGCUCGGAAUACCGCCGCAUGCUUCGGUUAUUCCAGAGCGAAUGCGAAUUCAACCCGGUUCCCUUAGGCUGUGUCCACCCUCCUCCACUUUUAGUCCCCCCUCUGAAUUAGUCACGCUUCACCCCACUAAAAACACUGUGUCCAUUACCGUGAGAGUUCCACCUCCCACCACAUCUGUACACACACCUCAUCCGUUGGAGGCUGAUGCUGUUGUCUUAAUCGAAUCCGAUGCCACUGUGGCCACCAGUCUGUUUGGAGCGAACCCGCCUCCUGCCUCCUGGCGAAAGGAGCCACGCGGCGCUGUUGAUCUAUCCGAGCAUCGAACUGUUCGCGUGCUGAAAUUUCACAACUUCGGUCUGAAAGCAUGGCUAUUUUACGUGCUUAUUUUUCUCCUCUUUCUCCUGGUUUCUUGCAUCCUCUUUUGGGGGUCUGUCUUUUUCUUCAAACGCUGCUGGCGAAAGAAAAAAGCCCCCGUGAGUUCUCUUCGUUCUCAACGAUUUCGUGCUGCACUUACCAAUGGGGGUCUUCCCCACACAGCUGUCAACUGUUGCCCGAAUGUAUCCAUGCUCCCCUCUGACCUCAUGGCUCCCUUGGAACUUACUCUUGAUGGGGAGAAGUCAGCUUUUUUAGCCUCCCCCUGUCACUUUACUCAUUCCCGAAUGCGUCUCUUCACCCCCACUGAUAGUGGCAUGGGUGACCUAACUCCAUUCGCAACGCAGCAGUCUGUUCAGACCGGGGUGAGUCCAUCUUCCAGCAGCCACGCAUCCGUACGUGUACCCCACACGGGUCACGUCAUCCAGCCACAGCGUUUUGUCAUCCAUAACGCCACUCCUAUGCGUUAUCACGUUCCUUCAUUCACUUCACUGCGGUCAGCGCACCUCUCCCCACGGGGACUGGAUUUCAGUUGCCCCAUGUAUCGAGCAUCCUACAUUGCCACACCUCCAAGGCGGAGUGGAGUCCCAGCGACUGCUUCCACGGAGGAUAUUUCAAUCGGACCCGGUUCGACGUUCAGCGAUCACCUCAUGGACGACUGCGCAGUGAGUGAUACAACCACCUUCCGUCCGUCUGAUUACCAUCAGGAAUCUAAAUUGUUGUAA
This is a messenger RNA of Dicrocoelium dendriticum, 2289 nucleotides long. The record is from the annotation of a GenBank genome assembly. NCBI's taxonomy places the organism in Eukaryota, Metazoa, Platyhelminthes, Trematoda, Plagiorchiida, Dicrocoeliidae.